GACAAAAAAUGUAACACACCAGCAGUGUGUGAGGAGACCUGAAAGCGGCACAUGGCAGAGUGUGGCAAUGGAGACAGCAGCAAUGGGAGGCCGUAAAGGGACCCAUGAGAGACUCUGGACCUGGCAGCAGCAUGAGGAGGCGGUACAGGGGCCCAUGGCAGAUUACGGGCCUGGCAGCAGCAAUGGGAGGCCCGUAAUCUGCCAGCACCCUAUGACAAAAAAUGGAACACAACAGCAGUGUGAGGAGACCUGAAAGUGGCACAUGGCAGAGUGUGGCGAUGGAGACAGCAGCAAUGGGAGGCCGUACAGGGACCCAUGAGACACUGUGGACCUGGCAGCAGCAUGA
Molecule: messenger RNA, 346 nt
Organism: Staurois parvus
Lineage: Eukaryota; Metazoa; Chordata; Amphibia; Anura; Ranidae
Source: the annotation of a GenBank genome assembly